Poeciliopsis prolifica (blackstripe livebearer) is the source of this 1389-nucleotide messenger RNA. RefSeq names its product phosphoribosyltransferase domain-containing protein 1-like. Gene Ontology annotation, biological process: GMP salvage; IMP salvage; hypoxanthine metabolic process. The record is from RefSeq and is a predicted model, not a curated record. The coding region runs from base 434 to 1093 and encodes 219 amino acids. The transcript has 11 exons. Lineage: Eukaryota; Metazoa; Chordata; Actinopteri; Cyprinodontiformes; Poeciliidae. Gene Ontology annotation, molecular function: magnesium ion binding; hypoxanthine phosphoribosyltransferase activity.
UGCUUCAAACUGUGGAGUGGAUAAAACAGGCUGCCAGGAACAAGGGAAAUCCCUUCCGGAGGAAACGUGUAAGGUAUCUGUCCAGAGUGGAACGUCUUUGGAGGCUUCAAGCCUAAAAAUGCUGGACUGAUUACUAAAACACAAUUGAAGGAGUGACAAAUGCGGAAAUUUUUUACCUAUUUGGAUCUUCCUCUUGGAUCAAAAUAUGAAUUGGGAAAGCACUUAUUAUGAUUCCCUGAGCAGCCACGUCCCCUGUCUCAAAGAUUAAACUCGUGUGACAAUGGCUGCAAAUAGAUGCACAAUAGUACAACCGUACAUCUUUGAAAAGCAGAAGUGGAGCCUCCUACACAACCAACAAGAAUUAAGCAAGUUGUUUCUUGAUGGGUAAAAAGUCUUUUUACCACAACAACGGCUGAUUUUACCACCACUGCAAAUGGAUGAAAUGAGAGCAAAAAGAGGAAUUGUGAUCAAAGAUGACUGGCCUGGCUACAACCUGGAUCUGUUCACCUACCCUGAACAUUACCACGACGACAUUGAGAACGUCUACAUUCCCCACGGAGUCAUCAUGAACCGGAUAGAGCGCCUGGCCCGGUACAUCAUGGAGGACUUUGAGGACAGUAAGAUCAUGGUGCUGUGCGUCCUGAAGGGAGGAUACAAGUUCUGUGCAGAUCUGGUGGAGUACAUCAAGGUUCUGGGACGCAGCUCCAACCGGUACCUGGAGACCCGGGUGGAGUUUAUCCGCCUGAAGAGCUACCUGAAUGACCAAUCAACAGAGGAUCUUCACAUCAUUGGAAGCAGUGAUCUGUCUUUCUACGUGGAAAGAGUGUGCUCGUUGUUGAGGCCAUCGUCGACAGGAAAGACCAUGAAGGCUCUUCUGAAGCAUGUGGAGACCUUUGAGCCCAAGAUGGUCAAGGUCGCGGGUCUGCUGGUGAAGAGGCUCUCUAACAUGACUGAAAGUCUGACAGACUAUGUUGGAUUUGAAAUCCCCAAUCGAUUCGUGGUCGGCUACGCCUUGGACUACAACGAGUACUUCCGUGACCUGAACCACAUCUGCGUCAUCAGCAAAACGGGAAAGAUGAAGUACAAGAUUUAGAGAAUUAAAGCCAUUAAUAAAUAUAUUAGCUGUUUUAGCACUGUGGCUGUGUUGAAAAUUAAUAAUUAUUAUUAUUUACAUAUUUCCAUGAGCUUCAGAUAAAUUGUAUUUGUAAUAUGGUUAUAUAUAUAUAGACUUCCUUUUUGCUUUUUUUGUCACUACUGUCACAAUAAAAAAAAUUGCUUGACGAUAAAUUGUCCCUGAAGUUCUUGUGAUAAACGAUAAUAUUGUUUGAAGAUCAUUUAAAUUUUAAUGUCAUAAUAAUGAACGAACACAUUCUGAAAGAUCAAUGCACA